AUGGCGUCCAUAACGCAGCGAGCCUCGGCGGUUGAGACCCACGGGCCGAAGGUCAACAUCGUCAUCUGGCUGCUGAUGGCUCUCUCGGCCGUGUUCCUUGGUCUCCGCGUAUUCUGCAAGCUCGCGACCCAUCGGAGACUGUGGUGGGACGAUCACAUCCUGAUCGUGGGCUGGACCCUCCAACUCGCGGCGGUGAGUCUCAUCACCGUAAAUAUCACGCUGGGCUUCGGCAGGCAUGUCAUCGACAUCGACCCUGCCAAUAUCUCGCAGAUAGCCUUGAUCAGCAACGUCGUCACGACGCUGUCCAUGCUGGCGGCCGUCUUGACCAAAACGUCCUUCGGCCUCACGCUGCUGCGCAUCAGCGACGGCUACAUGAAACUGUUCAUCUGGGUGGCCAUUUGCAUCAUGAACAUCGCCAUGGGGCUGGGAGCCCUUUUCCAAUGGGUUCAGUGCACCCCGGCACGCAAGGUCUGGGAUUUCUCAGUGCCCGGGACGUGCUGGGACCAGAAUGCCAUGACUGCGUACGCCAUCUUCGCGGCUGCCAUUUCCGGGGCAAUGGAUGCCACGCUCUCGCUUCUGCCCUGGAAGAUUAUCUGAAACUUGCAGAUGAAGACCAAGGAGAAACUCGGCGUCGCCCUUGGGAUGAGCAUGGGAAUCUUGUGAGGAGAAGCCCUUACCGUUCUUUCCGUCUUGCACGUUCGGCUAAUGCCCUCAAAAGUGCCGCAUCGACUGCCUUCGUCAAGUGUAGC
Thermothielavioides terrestris NRRL 8126 is the source of this 749-nucleotide messenger RNA. RefSeq lists its product as uncharacterized. The transcript has 3 exons. Lineage: Eukaryota; Fungi; Ascomycota; Sordariomycetes; Sordariales; Chaetomiaceae. The record is from RefSeq and is a predicted model, not a curated record. The coding region runs from base 1 to 597 and encodes 198 amino acids.